AGACACACGGGGAGGCAGGCUCUGGGUUCUCCGUUUCACUGAGUACUUCUGAAACGGACAGACUUUAGUUUUUACUGAGUUUCUCUUCUCUUCCUCAGUUUCAUCACUUCUGUCAAAGAAGCCCGGAGCGUCGCGCGCUUCUGGGAGCCAGCUCUCACGCACAAGACGGUUAACGGUCCUUUAAGGAGCAACAGGCGGACUCAGUACCAAGUCAGACCGGCAGUAAGGAGGAUAUACCGGAGAGUUUGGGAACACACACUGCGGCUUUUUUUUUUUAUUCUGCCUGCCCGCUACUGGUUCAACAUCUGCCUGGUACCCACUGGAGCCACAGUCAGAACCGGGAUAUCUGCUGCCCUGGCGAUUGGGCCUAAUUUCAGGCCAAAGUUUAAAAUCUUCAGUCUGGUGAAACUGGAGACUAUAAAACUAUAAAACCAGCUUGUCCUCCAUCAUGUGGCCCUCAGCCAUUAGCGUGUGGGCAUGCUGUAGUCUGAUCCUGGUCCUGGGCCUGGUCUGUCCUGCAGUAGGGUACAGUCUGGAUCAGGACCACAGUCUGGAGUUCAGUGGUCCUCCUUCCUCCAUGUUUGGAUAUUCUGUUUUGCUGCAUCGUCACAGAGGUCACCGCUGGUUGGUGGUUGGAGCUCCAGUAGCAAACUUGUCCACCAGUCCUUUGCUUCAGUCUCCAGGAGCUGUUUACUACUGCAGCAUCACUGCUGAGUCUCGCCAGUGUCACCUCAUGCCUGCUGAUGUACAGACUUGUGGAAAAACAUGUGAAGCUGAGAGUGAUCACCAGUGGCUGGGAGUCAGUCUGUCCAGACAACCUGGAGACAACGGACAUGUCCUGGCGUGUGCUCACCGUUGGAAGAAUGUCUUCUACUCAAGGAAGGACGGCAUGAACAACAAGCUGCCCAAUGGAGUCUGUUUUCACUACAGUAGCAACCUGAGAGAUGCCAAAACCUUCAUCCCCUGCUACAGAGACCACCAGAGGAAGUUUGGUGAGGAUUAUGGAUCAUGUCAGGCUGGUAUUUCUAACUUCAUGACAGAGGAUCUGAUCAUCAUGGGGGCUCCAGGGACGUCUUAUUGGACAGGUUCAGUUCUGGUCUUCAACAUGUCCAGCAGAGGGAUGUCGGUGUACCUGGAUGAUGACGCUGGAGCUGUCGGCUUUGGAAGUUACCUGGGUUACUCUGUUGGAGCCGGUCACUUCCUCAGUCCUGGUAGUGUGGAGGUGGUGGGCGGAGCUCCUCAAUACAACCAGAAGGGCAAGGUCUUCAUCUUCACAGUAGAAAACACCAUGCUGCGAGUUGUCUCUGAAGUCUCCGGAAGACAGCUGGGAUCUUACUUUGGCUCCAGUGUAUGCGUGGUGGAUCUGAAUGCUGACGGUUUGUCAGACUUGUUAGUUGGUGCUCCCAUGGCAACGGGCAUCGCCAGGGAGGAGGGUCGAGUCCAUGUGUAUAUCAACCAGGGGCAGGCGAAGCUUUUGGAGGCGGAGUUCCAGCUGAAUGGCAGCAACGCAUACGCUGCCCGGUUUGGACAGACCAUCGCUGACCUGGGAGACCUGGAUGAUGACGGUUACCAUGAUGUGGCGGUUGGUGCCCCACAUGAAGACGACCUAAAAGGAGCUGUCUACAUCUACAAUGGCAGGAAGGAGGGCAUCUCACCAACUCCAUCUCAGAGGAUUACUGGAUCCACACUGGGUCGUACCCUCAGGAUGUUUGGCCAGUCACUGAGCACUGGCAUUGACAUUGAUGAUAACGGCUAUCAGGAUGUGGCAGUUGGUGCAUUCCUCUCAGAUUCAGCUGUGGUUCUCAGGGCCCGUCCGGUGGUUCAGGUGAAGGCGUUUUUGACUCUGCCUGAGCAGAUUGACCAGCAGGUGGCGCUGUGUCAGGAGCACAGAACUCCAACUGUGUGCUUCAAUGUCACUGUGUGCUUCAGUGUCAGGUCCAAGCAGUUCAAAGGAGUUAUAGACCUUGAAUAUAAUUUGACCUCUGACCUCCUCCAUAAACCAUCCUUUCCUCACCGUUUCUAUUUCCACGGCAAUGGGUCAUCCAAUAGCACAAGGGGGCAUGUGAAAGCACAACAUGGCCAGCAAAAUUGUAGAACACAUGUGGCUUACCAAAGGAAAGAUGUGAAGGACAUUUUUACUCCGGUUCAGUUUGAGCUUUCCUAUAGUCUCAGAGAAACAAACACACACAGAGCGCCUCACAAAAAGUUCCCUCCAUUAAAACCCAUUCUGCAGCAGGGCGUAGGAACCCAGAACACCGUCACCAAUCAGACUUGGUUUGCUCGUUCCUGUUCUCUGGUGAACUGUUCGACCAACAUGCAGCUGUCAGCUGAACUGUUGCUGCCACAUCAGCAGCAGUACUUUGCUCUAGGCUCUGGACAGACAAUCAUGUUGAAAACCUUGCUGCUGAACUCUGGAGAUGACGCUUUCCUGCCACGGCUGACACUCCAUUUCCCUAACAACAUCCACUACAUUAAAGUACUGCAGAACGAGGACAACAUGGUCAGUUGUGAUGUCACGCAGGAAGUCAACAGUACGAUGGUGGUUGUUGACUGCCGCGUUACCAGCCUCCUCCUCCCAGGCCUUGCCCAGCUGAAUAUCAACUUCCUAUUGGACGUUAGCCAGAACAGCACACCUGGUAACAUUGACAUCCAUGUCAACACCAGCAGUGAUAACUAUGAGAGUGAGGAAUAUCUCCAUGACAACUCCAUCAGUCUCCCUCUACAUCUCAAAUAUGGUGUCAGUGUCAACAUCCAUGGUUUUGUGACUCCCACCUCUUUUAUAUUUGGAGAUGAAGACUCAAAUCCAGUUGACUGCUACACUGAAAGAUUCAACUAUACAUACAAGGUGUUAAACUCUGGUCCCAGCAGGUCAGUGGACACUGUGGUUAACAUCGCAUUACCGAAGAUCCUCGCACCUUACCAACACAGACUGCUGCAGGUGGUUGACUGGCAGUCGUCUCAUGGUGUGUGUUCAGUCAGUGACACAACUGUUUCAGUCACUGAUGACUGUGACAUCCCUCAGGCUUCCAUCAUUAAACAACUCGUCUUCUUCUUCUCCUCCACCACCACCCGCAGACUGUUUUGUGGCCGUAAGGAUGAUCUGUGUGAGCAGUUGGUGUGUCGUUUGGGUACCCUGGAGGCAGGGAGAGAUGCCACCAUCCAACUGGAGAUCAGACUGAACCCUGCUGUACUGCUGCAAGCUCCGGGUCGACAUAGUGUCAUGAUUUUGGAGAGCACAGCGAUGAUUUCAUCUCCCAGAGAAGAUCCUCACACCAUCCUCAUCCAGGAACAACCUAUAGCACAGGUGGUGGUGGAAGCUCUUUUCACCCAGAAACCUUCAACAACAGUUAAGGUCUUUAUCAUCGUUGUCAGUUUAGUUUUGGGUCUCAUGAUCCUGGCUGCUCUCAUCUGGUGUCUGUGGAAGGCUGGUUUCUUUAAGAGGAGCUUCCAGAAGAAGCAGGAGUCCAACCGAGACAGCUGGGACUAUGUUCCUAGAAACGACAAAAGGGAGAGCACUUCCUAAUCCUGAUGGUAAUCUAUGACCAUGACCCCCUGACUAUAAGGUGGAGUUCACAUCUUGACUGUUUUAAUGAGACCUACAGUGAGUGCUGGUGGAUGGUGAACAUCAUCAACCAAUGGCAUCUGUCCAGACUGUCAGAAGUUUGAAGUCAUCCUUGCUGGUUUCAGUACAAACCUGUGAGUGUGGCACAUGAUGACGUCUUAAGUGAACUCCACCUGAAUCUGACCGCAACCUUUAUAGACGAGCUUGAAGACUUGACAAAGAGUGCAGCGAUGGAUGGAUGGAUAAUACAAAGGGAGGUAAACCUGAAACAGUCACAUCUGGACCAAUUAGAAGUCCUCAGAGCUUCCUGGAAUCAUGACACUCUUGCUGAUGACCUCUAUUUUGACUCUUAAGAGAAAACAAACCAAAGGAAAUAACUUAUGGAGACCUUUGAUCUCAGGGGAUAGAAACUUGGCCUCUGAUUGGCUCAUAAGUCUCUGGAAAAUCUCCUUUUUUGUCAGUGUAUAUUUUUCUGUAUUUUUGUUAACCUGCUGACACACACACAUACACUGAGCAGACUCACACUGUGUUGGCCCAUUGACUCUUGCACACAUCAGAUGCUGGGAUGUGCUGGUGCAUGGAGUGAAGAGAGAAAAUGGACAUAAUCAUCGUGUUUUGUCCUUUCCUUGCUUCUUUGUCCCCUUUUGGACUUUGUCUCUCUAAAGGCCCGGUCACAGCAGUUGUAAAUAGCAAAAUUUCACAUGUGGAUUUGCUCACAGGGGCGAAGUAAACCCACAUAAAUUAUUUGCGUUGAGUGUAAUGUUUGUAAACUUGUUGACCAAUAGACACAGUGUUGACCUUUAAGGAACAAACAGUUUCAGUGCUAAAGCUGUUGUAGCUUAUUAGUUGUGCAUCAUCCAGUUUUAUACAAUCUUCUCUGCUGGAGAAUAAACUGCUCCACAAAAGGGAACUGGUUUAACAGAGACAGAAGCACUUGUGCAUUUAUGGAAUUAAAUUAAUUGAUGUACAAUCUUGAGAGCAAAAUGCCAGGGGUGAAUAAACAGCCCAGUACAGAGGAAAUAAGUGCUAAGAGCUUUUGUGACUGAGGAGUAAUAGCAUGUUCCUGACUGGCUUCUAUUUGCAGUUAUUUAAUCAACUACUGAAUACACAAUGAAACAGACUUAAGUAGACAGCACUCAGAGAAUGCAAACCUCUGUCGAAGCAGCUCAGUUUCCCCAUAAUGCCAUUUUAAAAAUUUGUGGAUCGACAUGAUGUCCCAGAUCACCACCAAAAUGUAAUGGAUCGUUCCAUGGUCCACACCCUACUGUACUGUUCAAAAUAUAAUCAAAAUCAAUGAAUUACUUUUCGAGUUAUGCUGUGGGCAAACCAACAAACAAGUGUAAAAAGCAUAACCUCCUUGGUGGAAGUAAAAAAGAAAAACCUUUUUUAAUAUGAAAAAAUUAAGUUGCCAAGAAUGUUUUCAUGAUUUCAGCUGUGGUUCCUGUUUCCACAGGUAUUUUGUCUUUUCUACAGUACAAAUCAUGUAGUAUGAGUAUUACAGUAAAGGUGUUUCCACAACAACCUGAACCAAACAAACAGAUUCAUGCUGCUGUCCUUAAAAACUUAGGAUACACUUCAUUGCCUAGAGCACUGCUUAGAUGCAUUUAAGGGGUUAGACAUUCUUAGUUCAUGGUCCUUAGUUCAUUUAUGGGGCAUAGAAGGAAGCAUAAUUAGUUGAAUGUAAAGCUGCCACUGUGUCAACAAGCUUCCAAAGAAAACAUCUUGAGGAUGUGCGGAUAAAUGUCGCUGUGCCACUUUCUGGCCUGACCGGGCCUUGACACCAUCUUUGCGACUUCACACUUUUUUUCUGAUCUGUUGUUUACUUGUUUAGUCUGCUGUGCAGCUGUUAACCUCCACUGUCAGGAACCAGUUCAGGGAUACGUACCAGAAAAACAGGAAACUGUUUUGGUGUGUGCAGGAAAAAUUAAGAACAAUGUACUUCCGGGCAGGGCCUCGUGAACACGACCCAAGAAAGGUUGCCCGUCUGUAGGUGCUUCUCUUCCACAACCCUCCUAGGAGCAAAUCAUGUGACACCAAGUAAGGCAUGAAUGGUUUUUGGUAUUUUUUUUAGACAUACCCACAUGAAUGUUAUGGGAACACACUUUAUUUAUAGAAUGCUUUUCCAGAUUAUAUGACAAAUUAACCCAGGUGUAAGUUUUUGGUCACCUGGUUCUAAGCUAUUGUGAAGGCACAGUAGGAGACACAAGCUGCAACACAUUAAAGCAGUUAUGUUCGUGGGUCAAUUUGACCCGCAACAUAACAGGAGGGUUAAACCCACAGGGCUUAAUAAUAAAGAACACUACUUGAAAAUCAGCAUUUAAAAAGUGUUUAAGGUAUUACAAGUAUCCAGAAGCAUUUUUUUUAACUGUGUACUGUAUUCUGUGAAUGCAGACAUUUAAACAGCUACCUGCCUCCCUUCUGUUUAUCUGUUUAGUAGAGAUGCACAUUACACAGAGAUGUCUUAAAUAUUUUAAUUUGUUGCAGUUUUUGUUUAAAGUUGUUCCGCACUGGAGGGUCUCACUGCUUUUAACCAUACUAUUCUAUUAAAGUCAAAGAUUUUCUAUUUAAAACGACUUGUAUUUGUUUCUUCUCACCCUGAAAACAAUUGUGACUCAGUUAUUUACAUUUUUAGAAACAUCUUAAAAAGCUUCUCCAUAAAAACAUCAAUAUUUAGUACAAACAGUCCUGUUAUAGACCUGUCCAGGGUGUCCCCCGCCUUUCGCCCGAUGCUGGCUGGGAUUGGCUCCAGCAUCAAAAACUGCUCGACUAUCAUCAGCAUACAUACAGACAAUAUUAACACAAUAAUCAGUAACUGUACCUAUGCUUCUUUUCCUCACAGUGUCAGAUUUAGAUUUAACUUGUGUACAAUUUAAAUUAAGCUACAGAUUCAUCUUAGUAUUUCCAUGUCAAUUAAUCUUUUAUUUCCACCAUUUAUUUCUUAUAUAUAUUAGAUUGUUGGCAAUUUCAUGAUAAAUAUUUGUCUUGUGGUUCCAGAA
This is a messenger RNA of Monopterus albus (swamp eel), 6558 nucleotides long. It is a transcript of the gene itga4, whose product is annotated as integrin alpha 4. Lineage: Eukaryota; Metazoa; Chordata; Actinopteri; Synbranchiformes; Synbranchidae. Gene Ontology annotation, molecular function: integrin binding. The record is from RefSeq and is a predicted model, not a curated record. Gene Ontology annotation, cellular component: integrin complex; external side of plasma membrane. The transcript has 30 exons. Bases 449 to 3523 code for a protein of 1024 amino acids. Gene Ontology annotation, biological process: integrin-mediated signaling pathway; cell adhesion mediated by integrin; cell-cell adhesion.